Messenger RNA from Astrephomene gubernaculifera, 530 nucleotides. The record is from the annotation of a GenBank genome assembly. NCBI's taxonomy places the organism in Eukaryota, Viridiplantae, Chlorophyta, Chlorophyceae, Chlamydomonadales, Astrephomenaceae.
CUUCGACCAGCACUAUUGGGCGGAACGUCUCGCCUACCUGGACCUCAGUCCUCCGCCGCUCCCCCGCGACGUGCUGUUUGGGAGUCGCGCCGGCAGGGCCACGCAGGGACAAAGCAGUGUAACCACAGCAGCAGCAGCAGCAGCAGCAGCAGGGGCACCGAAUGACAUCCGCAGCAGCAUGGAGGCCCCAGCAGGUUUCAGUGACCCACGGGUCAUCGCGGCCGCUUCACGCGCCCUGGCCGCCGCCUUAAAGGACGCCUUGGGGCCGGACAAGCUGAGGGCCGCCCGCCGCAUGGCUCAGGAGCUAGCCCAGGAGGAUGGGCUGGAAGCGGCUUCACGCGCCCUCAUGCGCUGUUUGGCUGCAUAGAGCAACAGCAGCAGCAGGUGCUGCUGCAGGCUGCUGAGACCUGCCGCUAACCUGGUGUGUAUGAUGAGGCAGCUGAGGAGGCGGGGCGGGGCUGCUUGGCCACACCGGCAGGUGUUGGAGACACCAACAGUUGUUAAAGCCGUUCGCGACAACACAAACCGGU